AUGUUUGAUUUGCAACAAGUUUUGCAAGCUCUGUUUAACACUUCUUAUCCAAUUGUCCCCAUCAUAUUAUCAUACAAAGAAUAUUUUACUACAUUACUAACACAAAUAUUAGAAAAAUGGGUUUAUUUAUACAAUGAACAAUCAUUUCUUACUGACUGUACAGAGCAACUACUAGUUAAUUCAGAUCUCAGUACAACUUCACAAAAAGCAUUAAAGGAGGCUGCCGAUAAUUUGACAAAAGCUGGACAUGCCUUGAUUUAUGUAGGAAAUAAGUUUUUAUCACUUUAUUCAAGUGUAAACUCGUAUCCCUUGACAUCAGAAGAUUUAUUAUUUUUGAACAUGUUUUGCCAAGUCGCUUCUAUUGGUUCAAAACUUAAAGAUAACGAAAUUGAUGCAGAUGGCGACCAAGAUUUUCAAACCGAAGUAUAUACAAAUACUUUAUUCUUAAACGUCGGAAAUACCAAGCCAAGCUGUAUUCCACAUAUAAUCUAUACAAUACCUCUAUCAUCUACAAUAACAUUAGUAUUGAUAAGUGAACAUUGUCACUACAAUAUCGCGCCUAGUUUGCAUGAGUCAUUCCUUUCCUUGAAUUUAUUAAAACUUUGUUUACAACAAAGAGAAAUGGAUCUUUUAAAACCAGCCUUUGAAAAUUUAGACGCUUCUAUGAAACAUAUCACUGAUGGUUUAAAAAAGUGCAAAAUCAAAAACGCGCAUAUUGACAAUAUGCAUAGAAAUCUUCACAAUAAGUGGGAAGUAGUGAAAAAAAAAUACUCGGAUUUUUUCAAAACUGAUAAUAAUGACUACUUAGUUAGCGUUGAUUCUUUGAUGGGCGUUUUGUGGGAAGCAUUGAGAUAUUUGUUUCAUGCUGCAUGUUUUUCGGAAGAAGUAUCCAAUAAAGAGGAAACUAGAGCUAUUGAUGUAGCACGCAAAGUCAAGAGCAGAUUAUCUUCAUUUUCAGAUUUUUUGCAAGUAAAAGCCAUGAAAAAUUUCACACUUGGAUCAAGAUCUUCUUUGUCUAUUAACAAAUAUCUGGAGGAAUUUCCAGGCAUGGUGCAUUUCAUUUACAUUGAUCGAACACAGAAUCGUAUGACCGCUCCCACAUUAGAUUUUACUUCACAAGAAACGUUAUCUCUUACUAAGGAAAAGGUCUGGUCAAUGGUUGAAUUUUCAAAUUCAUAUCUAAGUAGAGGGCAUGCUUCGCUGAUAUGGAAAGAUUCUGUAUUUUGUUAUGGACGAUUUUUAUGGUUCUCAGAACGUUCUGGUACUCCAAUAGCACCACCGAAUGGUGGAAGCUUGCCCAACAAGCAUGAAAUGCUAACAACCUUACCUGAGCCGGGGCUAUUAUGCGGCGAUUUUUAUCAGAAGCUGACAGCAAGUGCGUUUCCCAAAACAUCUCCUUCAAAGAUUCUAUGUUAUGAAUUAUACAGCAUUCAUCUCGGCUUGACCACUACAAGCUGCGUCCUAGAGCAUGCCAGAAGAUUAGCGGCCACUAUUUGGGAAGUUACUGGUGCACCUCUGAACCCUUUGGACUUAUUUUAAGCCCCAGCAAUUAAAUGUGAU
Messenger RNA from Ctenocephalides felis (cat flea), 1560 nucleotides. RefSeq names its product Hermansky-Pudlak syndrome 1 protein homolog. Gene Ontology annotation, molecular function: guanyl-nucleotide exchange factor activity. NCBI's taxonomy places the organism in Eukaryota, Metazoa, Arthropoda, Insecta, Siphonaptera, Pulicidae. Gene Ontology annotation, biological process: vesicle-mediated transport. The record is from RefSeq and is a predicted model, not a curated record. Gene Ontology annotation, cellular component: BLOC-3 complex.